CCCGGAUAUGCCUUCAAAAUAAACUCGUACUGGGCACCCUGAAGAGAAACAUAUGCGUUGAGAGAAAAUAAUAAAUGCAACAUUAUUAAUUCCGGGUAGACAACAACAGGACACUCCUCUAGGUUGGUUUAUUUUGACGCUAAUGCCGUUUUAGGCUCGGGGUGAUAUUUUCUUUUGAAGAUCGCGAAAGGAAGUACUUGGCUUUGCUUUCUCAAGAGAGGAGACUUUGGGCUCCGCUCGGACACGUAAACGACGGGCUCGAAUGGUUAAGAAGUAUUUAAUUGCUUGUCGUUUCCCCCCCUGAGGACCGGCUGUAUGAUUAAGUUACAAUCUUCAAUGAGUAAGCAUAUCCCACAGUUCUGUGGUGUUGUGGGUCGCACAUUUAUGGAGUUUCUGAAGGGCAGUGGAGACUACUGCCAGGCUCAGCACGCCGCUUAUGCAGACGAGUGAACGGGCCGACUCCACGACCGCCCGGACGCGCCCGCGCCUCAGGAGGAGGGAACGCCCCCGACGUCGGCACGAGCGGGACGCCUCCCGCAACCGGCGACCACUCGGCCUGGAUGGGGUAACUUGACCCGCUGCGCACCGCCCUUCCCCGUCGGCUCCCGCCCGGCCAAGAACAAGGUGGAAGCCGCCUCGUUUUGUUGCCACGCCCCGAGCGGCCCCCCGACGAGACGCCCACCCCGUUGCCGCCCAGAGGAUUCCCGUCCCUCCACGCCAAACUGUUUACGUUCAGCGUCUCUUGCUCUCCCCUGCCCGUGCCAAAGCCACCUUGCCUUUUAUUUCCCCCCUCCCUUCUCCUUCCCGUUGCCAUGGCGCGCAUGAACCGACCCGCGCCGGUGGAGAUCACCUACAAGAACAUGAGGUUCCUCAUCACUCACAACCCCACCAACGCCACCCUCAACAAGUUUAUCGAGGAGCUGAAGAAAUACGGCGUGACCACGGCGGUGAGGGUGUGCGAGGCCACGUAUGACGCCGCUCCGGUGGUGAAAGAGGGAAUUCAAGUCCUGGACUGGCCGUUUGACGACGGCGCUCCCCCCUCCAACCAGAUUGUGGACGAUUGGCUCAACCUGCUCAAGCUCAAGUUCCGCGAGGAGCCGGGCUGCUGCGUGGCCGUGCACUGCGUGGCGGGCCUCGGCAGAGCUCCCGUCCUGGUCGCCCUCGCCCUCAUCGAGUGCGGCAUGAAGUACGAAGACGCCGUGCAGUUCAUCCGGCACGUCGCGGCGCGUUCAACAGCAAGCAGCUCUUCUACCUGGAGAAAUAUCGUCCAAAGAUGCGGCUGCGCUUCAAAGAUUCCAACAGCCAUCGCAACAACUGCUGCAUCCAGUAGGACGGCGAUGGCGGUCACAUGACGCCACAAAUGACAAACUCCUCACGGGGAAAACCGUGUCGGCGUUUCCUUCAUCGGCCAUCUUAAGAUCCGUGUACGACGACAAAUUUUGUCCUCUCCUAAAUUUGGGAAUGCCAAUAACGACUAGCAAAACAUUGGAUUGUUUGACAAUAGUUACUUUGCCCGUACGUAUUUGUCGAGCUUAACAAGAAGGAGAGCAACUGGCCGAUGACUAUUGAUGCUGGUGGGAGGGUGUGAGACGUGCCAAGUGGCGCUACUCGUCGGGUUGCGGACGGGUCAACUAGCGCGCUUACCCGUGAGGAUCAAAGCGCUCGAGUACAUGGACCGCAAGAUGGGAUGAAAGAAACGCCGAAAGGACUUUCCCUCCGUCUUGUCCCAUUGAGAGUCUCAAAGCUGAUUCUUUGCUUCUGUUUACUAAUUACCAAUGUGAUUUUGUUUGUGGACUCCCAAACCCUGCGAUAUUUUGUACGCCUUUUCAUUUGAUGUCCCUAACUUAAUACUUGAUGAGUUGAUGUCUUUGGUGAUGACGCUUCUUCUUGGUUGGCUAUUUAUAUCUUCUCGAUGGACGUGAGUGAUUUAGUACGUGAGUGGCAAAGUUGUACCUGUUGACGGACUCGUGGGUAUUCUAUUAAAGUGACAAACCUCCA
This is a messenger RNA of Hippocampus zosterae (dwarf seahorse), 1998 nucleotides long. It is a transcript of the gene ptp4a1, whose product is annotated as protein tyrosine phosphatase 4A1. The record is from RefSeq and is a predicted model, not a curated record. NCBI's taxonomy places the organism in Eukaryota, Metazoa, Chordata, Actinopteri, Syngnathiformes, Syngnathidae. Gene Ontology annotation, molecular function: protein tyrosine phosphatase activity. Gene Ontology annotation, cellular component: nucleus. The transcript has 6 exons. Bases 813 to 1352 code for a protein of 179 amino acids. Gene Ontology annotation, biological process: protein dephosphorylation.